Malus domestica (apple) is the source of this 773-nucleotide messenger RNA. The record is from RefSeq and is a predicted model, not a curated record. NCBI's taxonomy places the organism in Eukaryota, Viridiplantae, Streptophyta, Magnoliopsida, Rosales, Rosaceae.
AUGGGACGGGCCAGGCCGGGCCAUUGUUUCCAGAAUCAGUUUCAGUCUCACUCUUUCACUCCCACCUCUCCACCAUCCGUCACUCCCUUGACUCCCUCGACUUCGACAUCCCAGAGAACGCCCAUCACCACUGCCACAACCAACACAACGGCACCACCACCACCCAUCCAGCCAUCCUCCGACCUCGACGACAUCCGUUACUUCGCCGGCUACUACUUUUUGGUGUGGCAGAUGAGUUUUUCUGCCUUUCUCUUGGGGAGAACAAACACACUCAAUCAGAUUGUUGGCUGCAUACUCGUAGCUACAGGUGUAGCAGCGGCUGUUUCAAGGUUAAGCAGUUGAGCAAUUGGCUUCUCUUGUCAAAGACAAUCUUACUUGCAAGCAUCUUAUUCUCUUAGUGGAAGAGUCCUUGGUGGACUUCCUUCAGAGUUAUACUAGGCAUGUAAGACAAACUCCUAAGUGGUAUUACCGUAUUAGCAUUGCCAUUUCUUAUGAGAUUAAUUUUAGAGUAAAAUAUUAAAAUUAUAUGGAGCAGGAGUGAUGCAAGUCUUUGUGGUAUAUCUAGGGUAAAACGAGAGCUGGGAACGACGUUGGACUUUGUAUUUGGAUUUGAAUCUGCUGGGGCUGGGAAUGAAUUUGAAUCUGUGCAAAUCUGUGCAAAUGUGAAUGAGUGAAUCUGCUGAGGCCUGGGAAUGAAUUUGAAUCUGUGUAAAUGUUACUUCUUUUUUUUUUUUUUUUUUUUUAUGUAUAAUAUAUACAUAACAAAAAAAAAA